AUGAAGAAACGUCUACAAGACUUCGCGCUUGCCCUCGUCUCCACAACGGUUGUUGUAUCUCAAGUUCUUUUCUACUUUGUCCUUGAGGAUUUUAUAUUCUACUGGGGGCACAGGGCACACCAUACGAAAUGGCUAUACAAACAUGUUCACAGCGUCCACCACGAGUACGCCACACCCUUUGGUUUAACUUCUGAAUAUGCCCACCCAGCUGAAAUUUUGUUCCUGGGAUUCGCCACAGUUGUUGGUCCUGCUCUUACUGGCCCUCAUCUGUUCACCUUGUGGCUGUGGAUGGUGUUGAGGGUAUUGGAGACAGUUGAAGCUCACAGCGGCUAUCACUUCCCAUGGAGCCCAUCAAAUUUCCUGCCACUGUAUGGCGGCUCGGACUUCCAUGACCACCAUCACCGUGUGCUGUACACAAAGUCAGGGAACUAUGCCUCGACAUUUGUUUACAUGGACUGGUUGUUCGGGACGGACAAGGAUUAUCGCAAGGCAAAGACCAUUGAGGAAAAAGAAGGGAAGAAUCUGUAG
This is a messenger RNA of Miscanthus lutarioriparius, 528 nucleotides long. NCBI's taxonomy places the organism in Eukaryota, Viridiplantae, Streptophyta, Magnoliopsida, Poales, Poaceae. The record is from the annotation of a GenBank genome assembly.